Rangifer tarandus platyrhynchus (Svalbard reindeer) is the source of this 549-nucleotide messenger RNA. NCBI's taxonomy places the organism in Eukaryota, Metazoa, Chordata, Mammalia, Artiodactyla, Cervidae. The record is from the annotation of a GenBank genome assembly.
AUGCUGAAUACGAUCCUCACGGAUAAUCAGGACCAUUUCCCUAUGGUUUUCCGUAAAGCCUCCCAGUGCCUACAGCUGGUCUUUGGCAUGGCAGUGAAGGAGGUGGACCCCAGAGAGCACAUCUACGUCUUGGUCCCCACCCUGGGCCUCGCCUAUGAAGUGAUGCAGAGCAGUGCACAGAGCAUGCCCAAGGCCGGCCUCCGGGUGCUGGUCCUCAGCCUGAUCAUCCGAAAUGGAGACUGUGCCCCUGAGGAAGUGGUCUGGGAAACACUCAGCAGGAUGGGGGCAUGUCCUGGGAAGGAGCACUCUGUCUCUGGGGAUCCCAGGGAGCUGCUGACCCACGUGUGGGUGCAGGAGGAUUACCUAGUGUACCGGCAGGUGCCUGACAGCGACCCUGCUCGCUAUGAGUUCCUGUGGGGUCCCUGGGCCUAUGUGGAGACCAGCAAGUGGCAAGUCACAGUGUAUCUGCUCAGGAUCAAUGAAAGGUUUUCCAGGGUCUUCCCAUCCCUGUCUGCAGAGGCUGAGAGGGAGGAGGAAGAUGGGCCAUGA